AUGGGCUCUAACCAGAGGGGCAGCAUCUAUCAAGUACUUAAGUCAAAUAAAAUUGGAUCCAAGGUCACCGUUUCACCACAGAAAGGGGCUGAGAUUACUAACACAGCCCCUCAGCGGGGACAUGGGUCCGUUGCUGUCUCAUCCCCUCAAAAUCAUGCAGUCUCCAUGAGCUCUUCUGCCCAUCAAAGAUCAGAAACUCAGCGUUCUGUCAUACCCCUUUCAACAUCAAACCAUCCUCGCUCUACCUCCUUGCAAGAAGGACCCAGCUCCUCUGGAACACCCAUCCCUAAAGGAACUAAGAACCGGUCAAAAUCAGAAGGUUACCGCCAUUCUGCUCUUCAGCAAAAGAUCCAGCAAACUCAGGCACCGUUUUCCCAUGCUCUUCCGAUGCAGCAGAAUAUUAGUUCACCCGGAGAGGAAGCAACACGAAGAAGGGGUGAGAGCAAGUCAGGGCGUUACAGUAGUGCUUAUUCAUUAGCCUCAGAUGCCAAACCCUUUCGCCACUUGAGCUUUGCAGACCAAAAUGAUAGUGUACAAGUCUUACAAGAAGACCCACCCUCCAAGGUCCUGUACCCACAAGGAGUCAGAGUUCCCCGGAGGCCUUUGGUUUCCCCAAAGGAUAAAGCAGUCCAAACUGAGCCCAUCCAAAAAAGUGUGACUACUGCUGAGAUCAAAUCUAGGAGAGCCUCUAGCCCAGAACAUGGCAGCAAACCCAUCUUUGCAGACUCUCGAACAACCCAGAGGAGGAUCCCUGGCCAAGAGUCUGAAAUACAUUGUCACAGUUCAAUUUAUAUAGAACCCAAGGCCUUGCAAAGGAACAAGAAAUUGGACUCGUCCCUCACACUCUCUGUCCUUAAAGAUGUGGAUGGUGGACGCCAAGUUUCUGUGCAUGCAGAGCUUGAGCCUACCCUCAAGCAUUCUGCCUACACUGAACCCAAGUCCCCCCUAAAAGUCUUAGCAUCAUCAGAAGUGGAGUCCAGCAUAAAGACCCCAGUGCGAGGAGAUCGCGCAGUUAGCCGCAGAGUGACUGUCAGCUCAGGACCACAGCCAGUACAGACAGCUCCCCGUGUGACAUCUCAAGCAGGAUCAGAGAGCCCCCGCAGGGCUUCCACGAUUUCUUUUCCUGAGCCUGUCUAUAAGCAGCACACCAGGAGAACCUCAGAAAGUGUCUCCAUGUCCCCACUACCCAGACUCAAGCAUCCAGAACCUUCCCCAAGUCCCUCUUUUCAUGCCAAAGUGGAACUGACCCCUCGGCCCUUACCCCCUCGGUCCUUACCUAAGUAUGGGCCUGAGUCCUCAUGGUGGGCCUUACUCAAUACUGAAGUUGAAAUGCCCCAAAGCCAGCCAACAACACCUGAUUUUGAGGCUGAAUCCUCCCCUCCCAUAGACUAUUCAUUGUUUUCUUUUGAAAUGGACUCAAACCUUUGCUGUGAGGAUCUGAUGUUCCAGAGAGAGAAGGCAAGUGCAUCACCACCAGCAGCACCAGCGACACCACCAGUACAAUUACUAAAGGAGCCUCCAAGCCAGGCAUCAUUGAGGGGAGUGCCACAGGCCCCCAAGUACACCUGCAAAGAACCUAUUCAAAGAUGUCUCUGAGGAAAUGUACAAUCGUGUCAUCUGGUGGCUAAAAGGUCUGUGCUCUCCCCUCCUGUGAGCCCACUGUGGGGGUCUGGGUGGCUGGAGGCCAGGUGGUAG
This is a messenger RNA of Artibeus jamaicensis (Jamaican fruit-eating bat), 1695 nucleotides long. RefSeq lists its product as uncharacterized. The transcript has 2 exons. The record is from RefSeq and is a predicted model, not a curated record. NCBI's taxonomy places the organism in Eukaryota, Metazoa, Chordata, Mammalia, Chiroptera, Phyllostomidae.